AUGGAACAAGUGCGCACCAGAGUGAUGGAAAAAAUCAGUGACACCUUCAACGCAGUUGCAAAGCAUCAAGCCGCGUGGAUUGAGCCUGAUAUUCAGAAAGAUCUCGGUGUUAUAUGUGAGGAUCUGCACAUCACAACAGCUGGAACUCAUCAGGAUAAGCUCUCGCCAGUCUUCUUUAAUCCUCUCGGAGCGCACAAUGUCCCCUCCCCUCAUCCUACCCAUGAUCUGGGGCAAAAGUUUGUCAAGGAGAUCUUCGACAAUUGGGACGAACCCAGCCCGCAGCCACCAACGGUGACCGAUCAAGUUUAUAAGUUAGUGGACGGGAUACGAGACAUUUUCCGAACCAGCCGUCGCGAUGUUAUGUCAGAGACUGGAAGGCCGUUGCAGCUGCGGACUUACGCAAACCGGAUCGAAUGUGGGAAUAUCACACCGGACCUCAUUGCUGAAGAACUCGAUGCCCUGUUUUGGGUGUCGCCUAUGGAUCAAUUCAACAAGCCCCACAUCCUGCUUGCAACUUUUAUGAAGUCUGAAGCAAAUGAUACGCUUUCCAAAUACGAGACUAUGGUCAUGUUGACGGUCAUGUUUACCCGGUUACAAAGUGAUAAUUGUCCCGACCACAGCAUCAUUCCUAUCAUGAUUAUCAGCGUCUUUCCUGGUCUUAAGCUCAGAAUCUUAGAGGCCCACUAUGAUUAUAGAGGUCUCGUCGUUCGAAAAUCUGAUUUCCUUAGCUUCGCGAACAAAGAUUCGGCGAUCUCGAGCAUGGAUAUUGUGGUGAGUUUUAUGUGUUCCGAAAUGACCGGGAACACGACUGACAUGAAUAUCAUGAUGGAUCCAGUAGCUGAAGUCCCUCCAGCCCUGUCCGAUAACUCGAGUCAGGAGUCUAGAAGCCGAGAGAUGGAAUCGUGGAGUAGGGGAUCUUUGUGGCGAAAUGUCAGUCGUUCUAUCAAGACUUACAUUUCGAAGUUCAAAAAUGCUCUUAACACCUGA
This is a messenger RNA of Aspergillus costaricaensis CBS 115574, 987 nucleotides long. RefSeq lists its product as uncharacterized. The coding region runs from base 1 to 987 and encodes 328 amino acids. The transcript is spliced from 5 exons. NCBI's taxonomy places the organism in Eukaryota, Fungi, Ascomycota, Eurotiomycetes, Eurotiales, Aspergillaceae. The record is from RefSeq and is a predicted model, not a curated record.